AUGGAAUACGAUACAUUCCGUGAUCCUGCCGACCCCCUUACUGCUGGCGCGCAGGUGCUAUUCGGGGCCAUUGCGAGCCUCGUGACUGGGCUUGCGGAUGCCCCAAAAGGGAUCGUGCUUGAUCUUGUUUCUGCGGCUCGCGCAAUCGGCCACCCACAUGAACAUUUUGAUCAUCGCGCAGCUUGUCAGGCAGCAAUUCCUUCUCCGGACCACUCAUCCCGAGAAGAAAGUGUCGAGAACGUGGAAGGGCAACUUGAAAAUUAUGAGGACGAUACCGUUCCGGACGACACCGUUCCGGACGAGGAGAAUACACAGGAAGAUAUUACUGAUGAAGACGAUGAAACCGAUGUCAGCGGCAGCACCCCAACUUCGUGCAUGGAACGCAAGCGAAGUCUCCAGCUCCAAACGGCCAAGCCAAUGAGCAGCUCGCUGGCGCCCUCCAAAAAACGUAAAGCCAAUGCUCUAUACGAAGCAGCUUUUCACGGAAGUAUAAUCUCGAGGAAGUUCUUGAGGUUGAUCAUGUGGCUACCAACCGAUGUGUCACUGAGCAUGGCCAAAGGGUUCCACAACGCCCCUAAAUUAUAUAACGACCCGAUGGUAAAGGACGUCCCACAGGUGAUCAGUGUUCGAGGCGGAUUCAGGGCGGCCGGAAAGGUAGUACCAGCCAUACCAGCACCAGCAUGGGGCCAAGUAUUCUGA
Messenger RNA from Penicillium riverlandense, 699 nucleotides. RefSeq lists its product as uncharacterized. NCBI's taxonomy places the organism in Eukaryota, Fungi, Ascomycota, Eurotiomycetes, Eurotiales, Aspergillaceae. The coding region runs from base 1 to 699 and encodes 232 amino acids. The record is from RefSeq and is a predicted model, not a curated record. The transcript has a single exon.